This is a messenger RNA of Cyanistes caeruleus (blue tit), 1528 nucleotides long. Its product is annotated as triggering receptor expressed on myeloid cells 2. Gene Ontology annotation, cellular component: cell surface. Lineage: Eukaryota; Metazoa; Chordata; Aves; Passeriformes; Paridae. Gene Ontology annotation, molecular function: signaling receptor activity. The record is from RefSeq and is a predicted model, not a curated record.
CUGCUCCAGUGGAAGCCUCCAGGCCUGUGGCUUAAGGCCACCACGUGCUGCUCCCUUCCAGGCUGACUGAGCUGCGGCUGGGACUGUCAGUGCUGAUGCCUGAACUUUCAGCCCACGAGAGCAAUGCCCAUCCCUGGAGAGUUGCUCAAUGUGCAGGAUGAAAAAGAUGCCAAGUUCCUGUGCUCCUUCCUUCCGGCACAGCGAGGAGGAGGGGGAGAGGAGCUGCCCAAGGGCAGAGCCAGCAUCGCUCCUCUCCAGGCUCCUCUCCCGUUCCUUCUCUGCUCAGCUCAUGGAGAAGCUCCUGCACCUCACCUUGGUCUUCCUGUCAGCAUCCUGUGCUGCAGAGAAUGUCACCGUGGUGGCCGCCAUGGAGGGGGACACCAUUUCUGUCAACUGCUCCUACGACCCCCGGCAGUGGUGGCGGGAGAAGAGCUGGUGCAGGCAGCUGGACCAGAGCCGGUGCCAGCAGGUGGUGAGCUCCCCACCCACGUGGCUGCCCUUCCCCAGGACCAGGAGAGGCACCACCUCCAUCAGGGACAACACCCGCGCCGGGCUCCUGACGGUCACCCUGAGGCGCCUCCGCAAGGAGGACGCGGGGCUGUACCAGUGCAAAACGGAUUUCCUGGGUGAAACAAAGAGCCUGAGGAAGGUGCGGGUGGAAGUGCUGGCAGCAGCUGACCUGGUGACCCACGUGCCAGAGGAGCCCAGAGCUGUGCAGAGCAUCUCCAGGUCCCCUCCUGAGGUGGAUUUCACUGUUUUCUACAUCCUCGCUGGAUUCCUGGUGGCCAAGUUCACGGUGGCUGUGCUGGUCUGUGUUGUUGCCCACAGCAGGAAGAACAGGGAGAGAGGGCAGAACCCAGGCCUGGGUGAGCAGCAGGUGCUCCCGUUCCCUGCUGACCUCGGACGUGAUGGAAUUGGCCUCUCCUGGGAGGGCUCUGCGUGAGCCAAGCCAAAGGGAAUCCAUGGAAAAGGAAAAUCAGGUGUUUGCCACCUCCCCUAAGUAAAGGAUCGCUACUCAACACAGGAAGAACCUGUCACUCUGGAGAGGGAACAUCCUCAUCUUCUUCACCACCUCUUCCCCUUGGCACCUCAUCCCCAGGCAGUUAUUCCAGGCAUCAUUCCCAGGACCAUUCCAUCAUGGUCUGAACUGACACCCAUCAACUCCCUGUCACCUCAGGGCACAGCCAGGUGACAGAUUCUGUCUCUGCAAGGUGAGGAAGAGCAGCUCCCCCAAGCUGCUUUGGACAGUGGGAAUGCUUGGAGAAAAUCCCUGUGGAAAGGAGCAAGGAACUGCAGGAUAUACCAGGAAUGGGACGUGGUCUCCUUGCAGCUCCAAGCUGGUUUCCUCCUCUCUGAAGGCACUUUGUGAAUACAGGAACAGUCUCUCUGUUGUUCUCCCUGUGUUUUCUCUCCCAUGUUCCUCCCUCCCCACAGUGAGGCAGCACUCAGCUCUCCCAGGCUCCAAACCCAUGGGCACUCACAUUUCUUUUUCCCUUUCAAAACUCAAUAAAAUGCAGCUGAUUCUCUG